Messenger RNA from Lachancea nothofagi CBS 11611, 1524 nucleotides. The record is from the annotation of a GenBank genome assembly. Lineage: Eukaryota; Fungi; Ascomycota; Saccharomycetes; Saccharomycetales; Saccharomycetaceae.
AUGAAUUUGAAAGCAGUGCAUAUUCUGGGCUAUCUUGCGGGUCUCUUUUUUGCGCUGGAACCUUCCUAUAUUCAUCCAGACGAGCAUUUUCAAAGUCUCGAGAUUUUGGCGCAGCACUUUUUUGGCACAGGUCGAACAAUUCCUUGGGAGUUUCUGCCUGAAAAUGCUGCUAGAAGUUUCGGACCCUUGUACCUGACUUACGGGCCGCUUUUCUACCUGUACAGGGAAUUUGGCGGUAAACAAUCUGGUCUUACUCUGCUAUACCUUGUGCGCUUGCAAAACUACCUGAUGUUCACAUGCAUUUAUAAGCUAGCACUACAGUUCCUGCUGCGAUCCAAACUAGAUCGGGCCAAGGCUAGUUUUUACAUCUCCACAUCGUACAUCGGCUGGACUUACCAAACACAUUCGUUUUCAAAUUCGCUUGAAACCUGCGCUUUACUUGUAGUCCUGUCUCUGUUUCAAGCUUUAAUUCAAGAUUCUAGAGAGCAGAAAUAUACCCACUACAGGACGUGCGCGAUCCUGGGCUUUGCCAUUGCCUUUGGUGUAUUCAACAGAGUAACUUUCCUUGGGUUCAUCGCACUACCAUGCAUUCCUACAUUCACCAAUUUUUAUGCAAAGCAUGUGAAGUCAUUUGUCGUCUUGAUUAUUGCAUUCGCAUUGUCCUGUACUGCUUUUAUCUACCUCGAUACCCAGCUAUACAAGACUUCGCACUGGUGCAUCGCACCCCUCAAUAAUCUGAGGUACAAUUUAAAGACCUCGAAUUUAGUUGUCCACGGGCUCCAUCCUCGUUAUACUCAUCUUCUGAUAAAUUUGCCACAAAUUUUAGGUCCACUUCUCGUGUAUUUCACAUCCCGCCGGCAGAGAAUUAACCUAACAUCUCUGUCAUGCAUCUCUGGUCUCCUGUUUCUUUCAGCCUUUCAGCAUCAAGAACUAAGAUUUUUGAUUCCUCUUAUGCCAUUACUAUGUGCCUCCAUCGAACUUUCAAAUUUAGACACAGUUAUUCCUACCAGAUAUGUCACCGGUGCUUGGAUUAUCUUUAACAUAAUAUUUGCCACUAUUAUGGGAUCUCUCCAUCAAAGGGGUGUCUUGACUGCUAUCCAAGAGAUGACUAAAAACGAUACACAAAUUGGUGUGCACUUCUGGUGGAGAUCCUACUCUCCUCCAACGUGGCUUUACUUCAACAAGGAUCUGGUCGUUUCAACUACAAAUAUAGUCAAUCAGGAGGAAAGGGUAGACAAUAUAGACUUUGACAUAACCAAGGAUCAUGUCAUUGAUCUCAAGGGUUGUGAUUACAAACUUUUCGAAACUACAGCGCAGAAGUUUUUGAAUCAAGGCAGUGGCAUCCGUGUAAUCAUCCCGAAGUCUUCGGGUAAACUUGUAAACAGAUUCAAAGAAUCUCACUCAAAUUUGCGGGUUCAAAACAUUUGGGAAACUUACUUUAGUCUGGAUUUGGACCACAUUGAUUUUGCGGACAUAUCGACGUUGACACCCGGGAUAACAAUUUAUGAAAUAAAUGUUUUGUAA